Messenger RNA from Dipodomys spectabilis (banner-tailed kangaroo rat), 1490 nucleotides. RefSeq names its product G protein-coupled receptor 132 (gene Gpr132). The coding region runs from base 122 to 1303 and encodes 393 amino acids. Gene Ontology annotation, biological process: G protein-coupled receptor signaling pathway; G1/S transition of mitotic cell cycle; negative regulation of G2/M transition of mitotic cell cycle. Gene Ontology annotation, cellular component: membrane. NCBI's taxonomy places the organism in Eukaryota, Metazoa, Chordata, Mammalia, Rodentia, Heteromyidae. Gene Ontology annotation, molecular function: G protein-coupled receptor activity. The transcript is spliced from 3 exons. The record is from RefSeq and is a predicted model, not a curated record.
UGAACCCGCCAGGCCCUGCUACUUCCUGAAAGCUGUCUGGGCUCGCAGGGGUGCGUUCUGCCGUGUGGAUCCCAGGGUCAUUUCAAAGUGCCAGAAUACACAUCUCCACAGGACUGACAAAAUGUGUGACAUGUCCUAUAAAACUUUUUUGAAAGACACUCGGAGAUCAGAGCCUGCAAAUAUCACAGGAAAUUCCACCUUAGUGACCAGCCCUGCCUCUCAGGGGCCUGGAGACCACUCCGUGGAGAUGUGUCCCAUGCCCUUUGAGGACACCAGGAUGCUCCUGGUGGUGGCCUACAGCGUGGUGUGCGCCCUGGGCCUGCCGGCCAACUGCCUGACUGGCUGGCUGACGCUGCUGCAGGUGCUGCAGGGCAGUGUGCUGUCCGUCUACCUGUUCUGCCUGGCGCUCUGCGAGCUGCUCUACAUCGGCACCCUGCCGUUCUGGGUCAUCUACAUCCACAACCAGCACCGCUGGACCCUGGGCCCGUGGGCCUGCAAGGUGACCGCCUACAUCUUCUUCUGCAACAUCUACACCAGCAUCCUCCUGCUCUGCUGCGUCUCCUGCGACCGCUUCGCCGCAGUGGUGUACGCCCUGGAGAGCAGAGGCCACCGCCAGCAGAGGACGGCCGCCUUCAUCUGUGGGUCCGUCUUCCUCCUCGUCGGCCUUGUCCAUUCCCCGGUGUUUCAGAUGGAGCUCGUGAGGGACUCCUGCUUUGAGCCCCCGCAGAUGAACGGGAGGAUCGCGGCCUUCCACUACGCACGCUUUACCGUCGGGUUCGCUCUUCCGUUUGGCAUCAUCUCCUUCACCAAUCACCGCAUCUUCAGGAGUGUCAAGUUGAGCGAGGGCCUGAGCGCCGCCCAGAAAGCCAAAGUGAAGCACUUGGCCAUCGCCGUGGUGGCCAUCUUCCUGGUCUGCUUCUCCCCCUACCACAUGGUGCUCCUUGUCAGGGCUGCCGCCUUCUCCUUCCACAGAGGAGACAGAGACGCCUUGUGUGCCCUGGAGGGCAGCCUGUACACUGUCACCAUGGUGUUCCUGUGCCUGUCAACUGUCAACAGCGUGGCUGACCCCGUAAUCUAUGUACUGGCCACAGACCAUUCCAAGCAAGAAGUGUCUAGGCUCUACCGGGGGUGGAAGAAGUGGUCCACAGGGACAGGCGCCACCAGGCUGUCCCAGACGCCAAGCUCACCCACGACACCGGCCCAGGCCCGCGCAGUCCCUCAGCCCGCCCACCCAGCACGGCCACAGCCAGCCCCCAGGGACUCAUCCUGCUCCCCAGAGAGGCUGGCCGAGGAGUCCUGCUGAGACACCUUCGGCAGAGUCCCUGUGGUGGACGCCCCUCGGACACAUGCCUGCCACUGGGUCCCCAGACACCAAGCCCACCCACAGGGCAAGGGAUAGCUCACCCGCACCCGGGAUGAGCAGCCCAGAGAGGGCACGCGGCCCGCAGGGGUGUGUGUGUGUGUGUGUGUGUGUGUGUGUGUGUGACAGA